Molecule: messenger RNA, 3257 nt
Organism: Pteronotus mesoamericanus
Lineage: Eukaryota; Metazoa; Chordata; Mammalia; Chiroptera; Mormoopidae
Product: apolipoprotein L5-like
Exons: 2
Coding region: 3-1064 (353 amino acids)
Biological process (GO): lipid transport; lipoprotein metabolic process
Cellular component (GO): extracellular region; membrane
Molecular function (GO): lipid binding
Source: RefSeq, a predicted model, not a curated record
ACAUGCUUCCCCGGAGCAUCAUUGAACUUCUGGACAAGCUGACGAGAGAGGAGAUGCGCUGGCUCCUCAGUAACCCGCAGGCUUUGGAGACGGUGCUAGAGAGACUCGGUCUGGACAGUGAUGAAGACAGUGUGCUGCACUAUAUCCUGGUACAAGAGUUGAUGCGCCGCGAAGAAGGGUACGGGCCAUGUGGAAAUCUGUCACUGGAGGAAAGAAUGUUUCUCUUAGGUUUCCCCUUGCGGAAGCAUAAACUGGAAAAGACUAUCAAACAACUUUAUACCAUCGCAGAUGAAGUUGACUCAACUCAUAAGACGCUCACCCAGACCAACCUCGUAGCCAGCUCUGCAAGUGCUGUGUCCGCGGUCAUGACCAUCCUGGGUGUGACCCUGUCACCUUUGACAACAGGAGGGAGUCUGUUACUCUCAGCUGCUGGGCAGGGCCUGGGGACAGCAGCUUUUGUCACCAACAUUGUGACCAGCAUCUUAGAAAAUAGGAGCAGUUCAGCAGCAAGAGCUAGGGCCAGCAGACUGGUGGCUUUUCCAAUAACACCAGAGGCAGAAGCUAGUGGAGAAAACACUUUUUCUCCAGCUGCAGCUGCAGUGGAUUGUGUUGAGAAGUGCUAUAAAGUCCUUCAGAAAAUCAGGCAACUUCGCGCCUACCAGAGGGCCCAAACCAACCCCGGCUUCAUGGCGAGGGUCAGGAACUUCGUGACUACACGCCGUGUGCCCUUCUUGAGGGCAACAGGGGUGCAGAGCGCCGUGGGCCAGGGCUCCGCUCUGGCCAUGACCCGCGGUGCCCGGAUGAUGAGUGUAGCUGGGGCCGGCUUCUUACUCAUGCAAGAUGUGAGGAGCGUCCUACGGGACUGGCAGCACCUGGGGGCGGGCGCGAGGACGGAGAUGGCUGAGGAACUGAGGACGCACGCCCAGGAGCUGGAGCAGGAGCUGAGCCAGCUGUCCAGGUGCUACAGGCAGGCCAUCCUGAGGCAGGAGACGGGCCUGUCACAGAACCAGGAGGUAGGAAGGAGGGCAGGGCUGCUGGAGUGGUCGGGGCCAGGGGGCUGCUGAACAGGUAGGCACACAGGCAGAUACAUAAUCACAGCUGCCCUCUCUCAGGGAGGCCUUUCCCAUACCCCUCACUUCAGUCAGGUCCCCGUGUUACCGCCAGCCUCCUGUGCUUUCCUCCCAAAGCGCUGACCAGACAUUUCGGAAAUCACGCGUGUGGUGGCUAGGUGCUCGCUGUCUUCGCGUACAGGGGGCACCCUUUGUGCAGGCAGGACGCGUGCCCAGUGUCUGGCAGUGCUGGGCACAUAGCAGGUGUGCCGUAGAUAUGGGCUGGGUUUCAUCCUAAAGGUGAUAUUUCAAAUGAGUUGGGAAAGAUCUUGUAUUUGACAACGAGUUUGUCUUUCUAGACUCUCUUAUUCAGAGACAUUCAUACUAUUAUCUAUUUGUAAAAAAAAAUGAAAUGAAAUCUUCCACCAGGAAAAUGAAGCAGAAUGUCAAAGUUCCUCUUUAAAUCUUCAGAGAGGGUGGGAUGGGACUGGGUAGCAAGGCCACUGCCUGAGUCCCCGGAAAGAGACACAGAAGACCGAGGCUCACAAAUUCAUGCGCUCAUUCAUUUGUCUAUUUGUUUGACCUAUUUUAAUUAAGCGAGGCCUGUGGCAGGGGCCAAGGAUUAAGGAAGUGGUCCCUACCUGGUCUGCAUGUUGAAAUCACCUGGGAAACUUUAAAGCACACUGAUGAGUGGGCAGGUCCUACCCCAAGGAUGGGGACCUGAUUGGUCAGGGGUGCGUCUUGGACUUUGGAAGUUUUAAAGCAUCUCCUAGUAAUUCUGCUGUGUGGCCGAGUUUGGGAACCACCCUUUAGGGUGCAUGGGCUUUCUCCCUGUUCCGCUCUAUCAAUAUGCUUUUACCCGUAGGGUUCACUCUGUAACUUCGUAAUAACCAGGAGCAGGUUGCGGGGUGUAAACUGUGGGACACUAAGAUUCCUGCUCUAAAGGGUCUGGCUCACCUCUUCCUUGCCUACCUUGGAGCAUAAGCUUAGACCAGGUGUCUGCAGGGCACAGAAGACCCACUGAGAAAAGUCAGUCUCUGCCCUAAUGGUACUUGGGGACAGACCCCAGAUAAGCCAUUAAUGAGGAGGAGAGGUAAAUGGCAUGAGGAAGACAGGGCUCUGUGGGAGCCUCUAACAGGUGCACUUACAGCUGAGGACAGGGGCUGUGGGGGGAGGGGGGAGAGCCCCACAUGGUGAGAGAAGCUGGUGUCUUCCGUUUCUGCUCUGUGAACGUUCAUUCUGGGCUCGAGUCCGCGCCAGCCAUCUCACCGGUGCCUCCGCACUCUGCCUCUGUGCAUUUCCAGCCAGAGGGGCCAUUCAUUAAGUUCUUCCAAGCACAAGGGUUACGGUGCAUCGGCGCCGCUGAGAGCCAGACCAGCAGGUGAGAGCGCCGCCUUGCUCAGCCCUGCGGGAGCCGGGAGCCCAGGCAAACCUGCCGUGGGGUCCUAGUUCUGCUGUGGAAGUGACCGCCUUCUCUUCCUUUUUGCCCUAGCUGGUCAGGCUGUCUCCACCGAACCCUAAAUACUCACGUCAGUUUCAAUUGGAGCUGAGACACAUUUAGAAUAUGUGUAUUUUCCUAACUGGAUAUAAUUACAUAGUACAAUUAUAAUUAAAUGGGAGAAACCCCUAUACUUUACAGUAAACGAUGCUCUGCUCCCCUUCCCACGCAGUCCCCACCCCAUCUGCCCUGGCAGCCGCCCCACGCGGAGUCUUUGUCAGGGAGUCUGCUCCCCAAGCGGAGAUACUGAGAGAAAGUGAUCCCUUUAUAGCAGCGGAAUGUGUAACUGAAAAAUGGGGCACCAUGAAAAUGGUCCAACACUAGGAGUCUGGUUAAAUACAAACUAUUCAUCCUCUUAAGAGCUAUCACAAUGAAGUUCACGAGAGCCAGCAGUUGGAUUAACAUGGAAAAUGCUGUUUUAUCAAGUUAAAUGAGAAAAGCAGAAAGAAAAUUGUAUAUACGCCUUCUCACCUUUUACCUAACGAGGUGAAACACCUCUCAAACCUGUGUGUGGAAAGACACACGCGUGCGCAUAGGCAAACCUACAAGGAACGACAGCAAGGUCACACUGCGGCUAUCUUUACGUAGAGGGAAUUUUGGUUACUUUUACUUUCUUCUUUCUGCCUUUCUGUACUUUUCAAGUUUUCUCUUAUGUGAGUUACUGUUUUAUAAAAUGGAAAGAAUACAUAAUAAAUAUUUACAUCAAAAUU